Messenger RNA from Varanus komodoensis (Komodo dragon), 1215 nucleotides. Its product is annotated as E3 ubiquitin-protein ligase TRIM7-like. The coding region runs from base 75 to 854 and encodes 259 amino acids. NCBI's taxonomy places the organism in Eukaryota, Metazoa, Chordata, Lepidosauria, Squamata, Varanidae. The record is from RefSeq and is a predicted model, not a curated record. The transcript is spliced from 4 exons. Gene Ontology annotation, molecular function: protein binding.
AGGAGGCUUCUCUCUCACAAAGCUGCCUUCUCAUUAGCCUUACCUGAAAGUAAACUUGAAGAAAGGUCUAGAAAAUGGAAGACGCAGAAGGAUAUAUGUCAAUAGAACCAGAAAGAAGGAAUACCCACUUGCCACCUAUUCCACGAAAGACACAAGCUUCUUGUUCAACAUGCUGCAAAAUCACACUGGCCAUUGUGCUGGUAGGAAGCAUUGCUCUGAAUGUGGCCCUAGUCACACUUCUAAUAGUUUUCCAGAUUGGAAAUGUGCAAGACGAUUCCUGCCCACUGAAGUCACCCAAUUCCUGUGAAUGGGUCCCAGGCAGUACAACAGAACACGUGACUUUCGAUCCAGACACUGCUCAUCCACGGAUUGUCAUACCUCAGGAUAAGAAAAGUGCAAGAUGGGGCGAGGUGGAGCAGAGCCUGCCCAACACCACCAAGAGAUUCGAUACGCGGGUCUGGGUGCUGGGCCAGAAGGGAUACAACUCAGGGAAGCAUUGCUGGGAGGUUGAGGUGAAGGGAGAGGGAGAAUGGGCGGUGGGGGUCGCCAAGCAAUCUGUGAAGAGAAAGGGCCCAACGAAUUUCAGCACCGAUGAAGGCAUCUGGGCUGUGGGAGAGUACUGGGGGAAGGCAAACUACCUCGCUUUCACCUCUCCAAACCAUACACGUCUUCAACUCUCCAAGAAACCCCGGAAUAUUCGUGUCUUUCUAGAUUACACCCAAGGGCUGGUGGAAUUUUUCAAUGUUGAGACUAAGUCUGCAUUGUAUGCGUUUGUUCAAGCUUCUUUUUCUGGAGAAACGAUCUAUCCUUGGUUUCGUGUGUGGGAUGGAACUGAACUUAUACUGCAUCCCUGAAGGACUGAAAUCAAUGCAAAAAUGGUCUGUCUCAAGGGCCAGAAGUUGGCAUCUUGUGGCUCUCCAGGUAUUUUGGGCUAUAAUUCACAUAAGCCUGAUGACAGUGACUGGAGCUUAUGGGAGCUGUAGUUCAAAACACCGCAGUCCCCAGCUUGCCUACCUCAUCCUAAAAGCUAUGAAACUGCUGGGCUCUCCUCAUGGAAACACUACAGCCUUCCUCAAGAAAUGCUAAACUUGGCAGGAGUUUAAUUCAUUCUCCACAGUUACAAGCAAGGUCUUAGAAACAUACAAACAGAGCAAGUCAGAAGGGGUCUCCCAGGCCAUCUAGUCUGACCCCUGACUCCAGCCAGCAACUGUCAUG